UAUAACAGUUAGAACAGCAAUAUGUCGGACGCAUUCUCAACCCCAGCAGAUCACGCUUUAUCCCACCCUGAACUGGAAGCGAUCUUGGAGAAUGCCCAAGCCGGACCAUCUAGCAUAGGAGAUGGAGCGGAAGGAAUGAGCAUAGAAGAAGCUUUCGAAGUGGAUGAGACUGUCAGGAGAGUGCUUGAGGGUGAUUAUAAGACUAUUGGGUUACAAUUCCCCGAUGAACUCUUGCCAUCUUCAGUCUCCGUCUAUCGGGCUAUCCAGACUCGCAUAGCACAUACCGGAGCUCAGGCAUACGUGCUUGCCGAUAGCACGUACGGGAAUUGUUGUCCGGAUGUCUUGAGUUGUCUUCAUCUCCCAGCAGAUUUCUUAGUACAUUAUGGACAUGCUUGUCUCACUCCAACGGACGCUCUCCCUGUUCACUACGUCUUUCCCCGGCAAAAGCUCGACGUCAAGCAAGCUGUGGAGUCAUUGUUAGCGGCGAGCAAGAACGAACUAGACGGUGACGGCAGGAAAGGUAUAGUGGUUGUGUGGGAUGUGUCAUAUGAUUGGCUAGCGAAUGAUAUCAGGGAUACAUUUUCUCAGGACUCAACUAUCCAGAUCAGUUUUGCCUCAAUUCAAAAGCCUACUCUUGCUUCACAGAAGGGACUCAAGGAUGUAAAGGGUAAGACACCUGCUCUCAGGAGCGUAGAACCACCUCAGGGGUUGGAAAUGAAUGAUUGUGUCUUAUGGUAUAUUGGUGAAGAGGGAAGAUCCUGUAUGAAUCUACAGAUGACACAUGCCAACAAUCCUCUCUUCAUCUACUCACCUUCUUCCCAGUCUGUAUCGCCUCUUCACCGCACCACUUCUCGUCUUCUCUCACGCCGUCUCUUCGCUCUCCAUCAAGCGCUUUCCGCCGACGUAUUCGGCCUUAUUGUUUCCAACAUCGGUCUCGCGUCUUCCAAACCCCUCCUUGCACAACUGAGAGAGGAUCUGAAGAGAGCAAAAAAGAAGAGUUACACCCUGAGCGUAGGCAGGCUGAACCCAGCAAAGCUUGCAAAUUUUGCAGAGAUAGAGUGUUUCGUGUUGGUUGGUUGCGCUGAAGGUGGUGUUGUUGACUCGAAGGAUUUUUUGAGACCUAUCAUUACACCCUGGGAAUUGGAAUUGGCACUUCAAGGCCCAGACCACGUAUGGGCACCGGAGAAUUGGACUUUGGACCUGGGUACCGUUCUCAAAGAUGCCCAAGAGCGUGAAAUAAAAAUCAAGCAAGAUUCUUCCACCGCUGACAGUGACGACGAUUCACUCGAAUUUUCACUUAUUACCGGAACAAUGCGAACAAAAAAACGCUUUGCGUUUGGAAACGGCACCCACACUCUUGAAAACAACAAGUUAUUGGGAGACGGUGGUGUGCAAGACCUGACCUUGCGUAACCAAAACUUCUCACUGUCCAAGCUUGAAUCCGCCGGAAGUACCUUUUUGGCGUCAAGAGAAUUCCAAGGAUUAGAACCAAGAUAUGGAAUGGAUGAGCCUAGUGUUCUGGAGCAAGGGAGGAGUGGGGUCGCGAGAGGCUAUACAGAGGAGAAAUAGACAAGUCCUCUUGGACGUGUCUUCAGAGAGCGUUUUGACUAUAAUUCAAUGUACCUCUCGGCAUUGCAUCGUAUCGCAUUUCGUUAACAAUGUACCACUUGUAUCAACUUCUAUGGCUAUCACUUCGGGGACGAUUCGUGAUAUGUUCCUAUAUGACAUCUGUAUGGCUGCAUUCGUUUUUCAAUCGGCGAAUCUUUCUUCGUUCGGACUUCAAUCUAAUCUCUUCCGCCUAGUAGUGGGCUUCAUUGUUCUAAUACCGUAUCAAGUUGCCAAUAGGCAUCUUUCAAAUUAUCAUACUUCAUUUCUAAUGCA
Cryptococcus deneoformans JEC21 is the source of this 1881-nucleotide messenger RNA. RefSeq names its product peptidyl-diphthamide biosynthesis, putative. Gene Ontology annotation, molecular function: 2-(3-amino-3-carboxypropyl)histidine synthase activity. The transcript has 8 exons. Bases 22 to 1569 code for a protein of 515 amino acids. The record is from RefSeq and is a predicted model, not a curated record. Gene Ontology annotation, biological process: protein histidyl modification to diphthamide. NCBI's taxonomy places the organism in Eukaryota, Fungi, Basidiomycota, Tremellomycetes, Tremellales, Cryptococcaceae.